Messenger RNA from Radiomyces spectabilis, 2807 nucleotides. Its product is annotated as Sodium/hydrogen exchanger family-domain-containing protein. Lineage: Eukaryota; Fungi; Mucoromycota; Mucoromycetes; Mucorales; Radiomycetaceae. The coding region runs from base 115 to 2640 and encodes 841 amino acids. Gene Ontology annotation, molecular function: antiporter activity. The record is from RefSeq and is a predicted model, not a curated record. Gene Ontology annotation, cellular component: membrane. Gene Ontology annotation, biological process: proton transmembrane transport. The transcript is spliced from 9 exons.
UUUUUUUUUUUUUCCAGAACCGGAUCUGCGGGAAAUAAUGGAGAUGUCGGGUCUCCCUGUAUCUCCUUGUAUCUUGUUCAAUUUUUUUUUAUUUUUUGACUUGCUCUUCUUUUGAUGGAAACUGGGGCUGCUCCUCAAGCCGGUGUCUUUUCAGGAUUAAAUCCAGCUCAAUUCAAUGCGAACAAUCCGAUUGUCCUGUUUAUCAUCCAGGCGACUAUCAUUCUGAUUUUCUGCCGUGCGCUUGCUGUCCCAUUGGCUUGGUUACGACAGCCGCGCGUUAUUUCAGAAGUGUUGGCCGGGAUUAUCCUGGGUCCUUCUGUCAUGGGCCGGAUUCCCGGAUUCAAGGACGCCAUUUUUCCUGAUCCAUCGUUGCCGUUUCUCAAUCUCAUUUCCACGCUUGGACUUGUGUUUUUCUUGUUUCAGGUCGGCUUGGAAGUCGACUUGGAUAUCGUUCGACGCGACUGGCGAAAAAGUGUGCUUGUUGCUAUUGCCGGAAUGGCACUUCCAUUUGGACUGGGAAUUGCUGUCAGUGUCGGUCUAUACAAACUGCAAGGCGAUCCCAGUGUGCCUUUCAGCAGUUUCUUACUGUUUCUCGGUGUGGCCAUGGCCAUUACGGCGUUUCCCGUCUUGGCCCGCAUUCUGGCGGAAUUGAAACUGUUGCGGACUCAAGUCGGCGCCAUCACCAUGGCGGCCGGCAUUCUGAACGACUGUACUGCUUGGAUUCUGUUGGCCUUGGUUGUCGCCUUGUUGAAUGCCACCGGGGGUUUGGAAGCGCUGUGGGUGUUUUUAACCACGGUCGGGUUUGCUCUCUUUCUGAUCUUUGGCGUCGCUCCACUUUACAAGCGCCUUUGCGUCUAUACCCAAUCUUUUGAGCAUGGGCCUUCGCCUCUUUUAAUGACUGUCACUUUACUGACGGUACUGGUUUCUGCGUUUGUCACCGAUAUCAUUGGUGUGCAUGCCAUCUUUGGCGGAUUCUUGGCCGGCGUCAUCGUGCCUCACAAAGGGGAUCUGGCGAUCAAAAUUACAGAGAAAAUUGAAGACAUUGUCAACAUUAUUUUCUUGCCCCUGUACUUUACUCUGUCAGGUCUAAAGACCCAGAUCGGAUUGCUGGACGAUGGCACCGUCUGGGGUUAUGUGGUCCUCGUUAUUUUUGUCGCUUGUUUUGGAAAAAUCGUAGGAUGUACCUUGGCUGCCAAAGGACUGGGAAUGACUCUCCGUGAAUCGUUUGCCGUAGGCUUUUUGAUGAACUGUAAAGGAUUGGUAGAAUUGAUCGUUUUGAAUAUCGGCCAUGACGCAGGCGUCCUAAAUGAUCAAAUAUUCGUCAUCAUGGUUGUCAUGGCCUUAGUUACGACGUUUAUGACGACGCCCAUGGUACUUUGGCUUUAUCCACCUUCUUAUCAGAAACGGGUGGCGACGGAAACCCAGGAAGGACUGGUAGAAGGGUAUCCGAAAGAGCCCAGCAUUCAACCGUUAUCCGGCAAGACGAUCCCCGAUGACCGGUAUUGUCUUGUGACCAUGCUGAACCGAAUUGAUGCGAUUCCAUCCAUGAUGGCGUUGAUUCGAUUAUUGAAGCAAGAGAGCCUCAACGGAGGGAGCAGCGAGAAGAAGAAACCCAAGCGACAUAUUGAGAUUCAUGCGUUACGGUUACUGGAACUUACGCAACGUGCGUCGGCGGUGAUGAAAAUCAAAGAUUCACGCGAAACCACGCGUCAAGACCCGGUACUGAAUGUGCUUCGAACGUUUGCGAGCUUGAUCGGGUUGGAAUCGUUGCAGACACGAUUGGACUUUUGCCCACUCUCAGAGUAUGUGCAAACGGUAGCUCACCACGGAGAAGAAGUGCAAGCGGACUUGAUCCUGCUACCGUGGAUCAGCAGUCGUUACCUUCAGUGGGACGCUUCCAGCCAUCCGUUGGAACAACACUAUUUGGCUGGCGAAUGGUCCUCGUACCCGACGAGCGAUGUCGAUUUUGCCACCCAAACUUUUGCUAUUCGUCACUGCACGGUGGGCCUGUUUAUCGACCGUGGUUUCGGUCACAUUCAAGAUGGUGAUCCGCGCUUGACGUCGGCUUCGGCAUUCCAGGUCAUCAUCCCGUACCUGGGCGGACCGGACGAUAAUGCCGCGCUUUUAUUCGCAUUACGACUGCACAUGAAUCGCCACGUGGAUGUGCUAAUUUUGCGGUAUACCCACAACAAUGCUUCGCCAGCGCGUGCUGCUGUGUCUCACGCAGGCAUUGUUGCCUUGUUGGAUUCCGAUGCCGCGAGUGAAACCGACCCAUUCGCUUUAUUGCUCGAGGAACAAGGCGCACGAUCGGUGAAUGUGACGUUUCAGCAAGUCCAGAUACCGUUGCAGGGCAACUGCGACAUGUUUGCUUCGCUUCCCCGACCUCUGGGACGACAUGAUCUGGUCAUUCUCGGUCGUCAAGUCACUCAGGUCAACGAUCUGUCACGUCAAUUGUCAGUGACCAACCAUCCGGCCGACACUGACCCUUCCAAUGGCUCGUCCUACAACCGUGACGUCCGUGCCGCUCUAGGUACCCUGACCCACGACAUACUGUCCAUGGGUGUUCAAGCGAGCAUUGUCGUCAUCCAAGCCGCCGACCCCACCGCACGAUCCACCAUCUCGCCGCCCGUCUCCCCUUGAAAACCUGACGUCUCUCGACUUGUUGUAAUAUCAUCUUGUUACCCUUAUUGUUUUCACCUGCAGUUACCUUGUUAGCCAUAUUCCUCAUGUUCAUUUAUCCCGGACUCGCGCAGUUGUUGCAUCAAUAAAACCCCCAUCUUGUUUGAAUAGCAUGAAAUCAAAAGAGG